This is a messenger RNA of Dibothriocephalus latus, 1134 nucleotides long. The record is from the annotation of a GenBank genome assembly. Lineage: Eukaryota; Metazoa; Platyhelminthes; Cestoda; Diphyllobothriidea; Diphyllobothriidae.
AUGAUAGCCGCGGUACAGUCAAAGUGGCAAUUGUCGCUGGGCAUUACUAACGAGGGACCUGCACACUUAACUGUGAUAAACAUGUCUGGAAUACAGCAAAUUUGUAUCAAAGUUGCCAGUGAUGUUAAAACCAAACCGAAAACGAAGGUAACAGUAGUAGGUGUUGGAUCUGUUGGCAUGGCUAUUGCGUUCACCGUCAUGACGAAGUCUAUAGCAAAUGUUCUCGCUCUUAUUGACGCUGAUGAAAACAAAGUGAUGGGGGAAGUGCUCGAUAUGCAACAGGGUUCUCAGUUCCUGGACACAUGCAACGUUAUAGGCGGCAAAGGUUGGAAUUUUCUCAUUCUAAUGUUUCAGAUUACAGUUAUUCUGCUCAUUCCGAUGUCGUUUUCAUCGCUGCUGGUGUCCGCCAAAAAGAGGGUGAAUCUCGUCUUAAUCUUAUUCAGCGAAAUCUUGAAAUAUACAAAUGUCCCGAUGAAUUCUUCUCGUAUGACUACUUUGAACUCGGAAUAUUUUACGAUCCAAAUUAGUGUUGUCAGGCAAGAAGCGCUGGUGCUUCUUCCUAUUGUUCCUCAGAUUGUUAAAUACAGUCCGGAGUGCGUUAUCGUCGUCGUUUCAAAUCCAGUGGACAUUCUCACUCACGUUACCUGGAAACUGAGUGGUUUUCCACAAAAUCGCGUAAUCGGCUCCGGAACCGUUCUCGAUUCUGCCCGUUUCCGCCACAUACUUGGAAAGAAGUUAAAUCUGGCGGCAAGCUCCAUCCAUGGUUACAUUAUCGGGGAGCAUGGCGAUUCCAGCGUGCCUGUCUGGAGCAAGGUUUCAAUCGGCGGUGUCCAUCUGUCCUCUGUUUACCCGAAAAUGGGAGAGGAUGAUGACCCGGAGCGAUUUAUUGACAUCCAUAAGAGCGUAGUUGAAAGCGCCUACGAAAUCAUUCGUCUAAAGGGUUACACCUCCUGGGCCAUCGGCCUUGGUUGUGCUAAUCUCUGUCACUCACUUGUUCACGAUCGCCAUGUUGUACUUCCAGUCUCAACAAAUGUGAAGGUACGUUUUUCUACUUUUUACCUCCUCCCAUUAUGUUUGUGCAACGUACUGUUUGUCCAUCACUUCAGCUUGGUUCGAAAUUGCUCUGACCCAUAG